GGCGAUAGAUUUCAUGGGCGUGCAGUUGAACAGGAUUUAACCUCACCGCCGGUUAUGUUCACGUAUUAUUUUUUUAUAGUCGCGUUAUUUUUCAAAAUCACAGUAGAAAAUUAAAAUUUGACCAUCAAAAAUACUUGAAUUUAUUGUUAAUUUAUAGAAACUUGGAAUAGAAAGUUAGUAAAAUUAUGCGUAUUUGAAUGAGUGUGGACAUAAGAGGAGAAUAUAAAAUUCAAUUUUAAUAAUGGAUGAUAUGGACCCAAAUUCGACCUCAAGCGAAGCUCAAGAGGCAAUUGCUCUGAAAAAGGCCUUGGAAUGGGAAUUAAGUUUGGACUCAAGAGACUUAAGAUCACAUGCGUGGUAUCAUGGACCUUUGCCAAGGCAGCGAGCAGAGGAGAUUGUUCAAAAAGACGGUGACUUUUUGAUAAGAGACUGUGCUUCACAGCCAGAUAAUUAUGUUUUAUCAUGCAAGACAAAGGCGUCUGUUUUACAUUUUGUCAUAAAUAAGAUACUUUUGCAACCCGAAACCGUUUAUGAGCGAGUUCAGUACCAGUUCGAAGAAGAUGCAUUUGAUGCUGUUCCCGAUCUAAUCACAUUUUAUGUGGGGUCAGGUAAACCCAUAUCAGCAGCCUCCGGCGCUCGCAUCCAAUAUCCUUGCAACAGAACAUAUCCCCUUUCAUUCUACGGCCACAAAAUUGUCGGCAAUCAGCUGCAUACUCAAAUGUUGGCUGGUAUUCGAGGGGGGAGUCCUCUCAGUUCACCAUCGCUUACUAGUCCUGGAUUUCGGUUUACUCCGUAUAAUCAACAAAACAAUAGUUACAAAAGUCCAAUGUCUUCUCCACCUAGGACAAAACGUGAUACCCCACCAAGACUUCCAUCAAAAAAACAACGCUCGCAAUCUCUCACGCCAUCUCAAUCUUCUGCCGUCUCUAGUAUUAAAAGCGUAGAAACUUGUUCAAGUGCAGAUGGAGUUAUUCAGCAAAAUGAGACUUCUACUCAAAAGUCAACAACUGACUUGAGGCGAUUGAAAAACGGCGAUAAAUCUUCAAGUGUUGAAGGGAUACCACCUCAACCGGUGGGCAAUCAUUGUAAUGGAUUUCAAACGAUUGCUAGAUCAACAAUUAGUGAGACUGUUGAACAUGUCAAAUUUACUACCCACUCACUGCCACGCCCGAGUGUUGGAAGUCUGCGAUUCGCUUCAAUGAAGAGUCAGAGUUUAAACCGUGAUUCAGGUGAAAACUCUCUCAGUCCCUGCAUUGAGAGUAAAAAUCUGCCAGAAGUUUCCGAAAAAGCACCUAGUCCUCCACCAAAGCCAAUAAGACCUCCUGCACUACCAAAAAAAGAGAAGGACUUACACGAACAACUUCCUUUUAACAGAGUGGGUUCAUACCACGCAAGUGGAUCAGAUUCUGGAAAUGGAUCGGGCGAUUCUGUGCAGAGUUCAACUCCUGGCGACGUCAGCGAAUCAAAUCAACACCGUGGUGUUAUUAUUAAAAAUCCUCGUUUUCUGCCUAACUCAGUUUCUUCGGUUACUUUGAAAAGCUUGACUGAAUUUGACGUAGCCGAAGCAGAAGAAGAGCUCUCAACAAUGGAAUGUCCAACGAUUGAAUCGGUCUCGAAAUUUGAUGUUGAAAACUUCAGUACGCUUCUAUUGCCUUCAUGUGAAAAUAAUCCGCUCGAUGGUGAUGCUCUGUCUACAUUUAAAAUGAUGCUUCUUGAAUCUGGCCCUAAAAUUCUUGCCGAGCAUAUUACCCGUAUUGACAUAAAUUUAAUAAUUGACAAAGUUGUAGAAGUUGAAGAUAGCGAUGCAAACAUACUCCAAUGUUGUGGCCUUGAGCUGCUUACAUUGCCGCAUGGGACAACAUUUCGAAAUGAUCUUCUAGAAAGAACUCAGUGUAUGAAACUGAUGGUGGCCGUGACGAUUCUUACUUGUCAAACCGAUCUAGAUCGAGCUGAAAUCCUAAGCAAGUGGAUACAAGUCGCCGUGGAUACAAAGACCGCACUUGGAAAUCUUUUUGGUUUUAGCGCUAUUAUGUUGGGAUUGUGUAUGCCACAGAUUCAGCGCCUUGACAAUGCAUGGCAUAUCUUGCGGCAGAAAUUUACUGACAGUGCAUUCACAUUUGAAGCUAAACUGAGGCCAACUUUGAAGAACAUGAAUGAAUGCUCAAAUCCCCAAGCCCCAAAUACAACAGUUCCUCACGUGCUUUUGUACAUUUUACUUAGGGAUAGAAUAAUCGAGAACAUGAUAAACUCUGCGGCAACGGAGAAAUCUUCCCUAGUAACUUCUUGUAUUACACCUUGGGAGACAAAAGCAGAUGAUUUUGGGAUGGCAAUCUAUUUUUUACAUCUCGAUUCAGCUCGUGGAUUUUUAAGGAAUCUUUCACUUUUUAGAAAGAACUCAAAGACAGUUAUGGACGAAUCGAAUUCAAGAUUAGACGAACUCUUGAGUGAUGCGUUUAGGACUGAAUUUCAUAUUAAAUUCUUAUGGGGUAGUAAAGGUGCCUUGGCAACACCUGAAGAUCGGCACUCCAAGCUGGAGAAGGUGCUCGCAUUAAUGGCAGACAAAUUUUGUAAUGCUGACAAUAUAUCUACAGCACCCUAAGAUUUUCAAAAAAAAAAACAUAAAACAUAAACACUAAGCAACAAGUUUACAUAUUUUUAUAUCAAAAUAAACAACUAGCCUGGAAAUACAUUACAAAUCUUACAUAAUAUUAUUAAGUGUUUUAUAUGAAGCAUUUGCAUUUAUUUUCGGAUUAACUUAUGUUCUAUUCAUAUAAAUAUUAAUUUGUUGAAUAUUUUUCUAUAUGUUUUAAGUGUGUUUUGACUACCUCAGAAGUAAAUAAUUAAGUUGCAAUAAUUACAAAAAAAGUUAAAGUGUAAAACAAACGCUAUACGCAGAUAUUUUGAUUAUAAAUUAAUAUUUUUAUAAAACCUAGUUUUAUAAUUGCAAUUUGUAUCUUUGUUUUUAACAUACAAACAUAAGUAGGUAGAUGUGCAGUUUUUCAUUAUAGUGUAUUUACAAAAUUUGCAGUAUUUAAUACGACACCAGAAACAAUACUGUUACGGUAAACUCUUGCAUUAGUCUUAUAUUUUUGGAAUCAAAAUGUUAUUGAAUCCUAUAAUAAAAUAUCAAAAUUUAUAGAUUUACAAAUAGAUUUCUUUUAACAUAUUCAUAAAAUUGCGACAAUAUUAUAAUUAUCAUAUAUUUGUUUAAAUUAUUGUUAGUUUGAAAUGUAUACACAAUAUUGAAAGUAAAGUAUACACCAUUGCUAAAGUAUUAUUAUAAAUAAAAGUAACAA
Eupeodes corollae is the source of this 3296-nucleotide messenger RNA. RefSeq names its product breast cancer anti-estrogen resistance protein 3 homolog. Bases 242 to 2599 code for a protein of 785 amino acids. The transcript is spliced from 7 exons. NCBI's taxonomy places the organism in Eukaryota, Metazoa, Arthropoda, Insecta, Diptera, Syrphidae. Gene Ontology annotation, molecular function: phosphotyrosine residue binding; guanyl-nucleotide exchange factor activity. The record is from RefSeq and is a predicted model, not a curated record. Gene Ontology annotation, biological process: positive regulation of peptidyl-serine phosphorylation; small GTPase-mediated signal transduction.